AAUGACACUGCUUUUGCGGUAAGCGUAGCGUUCAGAUUGUUCUUUCACUUGCACAGAAGAAGACGACGACAUGAGCAAAAUCGGAAUUAACGGAUUCGGUCGCAUUGGCCGUCUUGUGCUUAGGGCCUCUCUUGAUCGUGGUGCCCAGGUCGUAGCCAUUAAUGAUCCUUUCAUUGGUUUGGACUAUAUGGUAUAUAUGUUCAAAUAUGACUCCACUCAUGGAAGAUUUAAGGGAGAGGUCAAAGCCGAAAAUGGUUGCUUAGUUGUCAAUGGCAAUAAAAUUGCUGUGUUCAGUGAGCGUGAGCCAAAAGCUAUUCCAUGGGCAAAAGCUGGAGCUGAAUAUGUUGUAGAAUCUACUGGCGUCUUUACUACCAUAGAAAAGGCUUCUGCUCAUUUGGAAGGUGGUGCAAAGAAAGUUAUUAUUUCUGCACCGUCAGCUGAUGCACCUAUGUUUGUUGUCGGUGUUAACCUGGAAGCUUAUAAUCCAAGUUAUAAAGUUAUCUCUAAUGCUUCCUGCACUACUAAUUGUUUAGCUCCUCUUGCUAAAGUUAUCCAUGACAAUUUUGAAAUCGUUGAGGGUCUUAUGACUACUGUACAUGCUAUUACUGCUACUCAAAAAACUGUUGAUGGACCUUCUGGAAAGUUAUGGCGUGACGGUCGUGGUGCAGCACAAAAUAUUAUUCCAGCUGCAACUGGUGCAGCUAAAGCUGUUGGUAAAGUCAUUCCAGCCCUUAAUGGAAAACUGACUGGUAUGGCAUUCCGUGUACCGGUACAUAAUGUAUCGGUCGUUGACUUAACGGUUAGACUUGCCAAACCUGCGUCCUAUGAUGCUAUUAAGGCUAAAAUAAAGGAAGCUGCUGAAGGACCUUUGAAGGGAAUUUUGGGAUAUACAGAAGAUGAUGUAGUAUCUUCCGAUUUUAUUGGUGAUAACCACUCCAGUAUUUUUGAUGCUAAAGCCGGUAUACCUUUGAAUGAUAACUUUGUUAAGUUAAUUUCGUGGUAUGAUAAUGAAUAUGGUUAUUCUAACCGCGUAGUUGAUUUAAUUAAGUACAUACAAACGAAAGAUAAUUAAAAUUUUACGAAUAUUUAUAUGUAACACAUUUCGUAAACUGUUCUAUAUGAUAAUGUUAUAUGAGUUAUAUAUCGUUAUUUUAUAGAUCAAAUUAAAUAACAUUUUAACCAGUAGAGUUUCCAACCAACAAUUGAAAAUGUAAGAUUGAGAAUAUUUUUAGUAAACCGUUUCUUUCGCACACUACAUAGUUGUAACUAAUAAUAUCUAGGCAAAGCAAGUACAAAAGGAAGCUGGUUUUAGGGUUUGUCACAUUACUUAAUUCGAAUUUCUGUUUAUGGUUUUCAAAUAUGUUCAUAAAUAUAUUCACGUGCAAGUAUAAUGCAUAUUUAUGACAGUUACGUAGUCAACUGUAACGUAAGUUAUUCUUGGAUCAUAUAUAAUAUUAUCUAGUAAGAGUAAUGUAUGUUACAUUCAAUUACUUUAUAUCAUUUUGUUCAUUCAUCAACAUUCACAACCAAGAUUUUAACAUAUUUGUGAUUUCUUCCUGUAAUAUUAUUUGCCAUUCAACACAUUGAUAUCAAUAAAAAUUGUUAUGAAACUAAGAGAA
Bombus pascuorum is the source of this 1619-nucleotide messenger RNA. RefSeq names its product glyceraldehyde-3-phosphate dehydrogenase 2. The record is from RefSeq and is a predicted model, not a curated record. Gene Ontology annotation, biological process: glucose metabolic process. The coding region runs from base 71 to 1072 and encodes 333 amino acids. Gene Ontology annotation, molecular function: NAD binding; NADP binding; oxidoreductase activity, acting on the aldehyde or oxo group of donors, NAD or NADP as acceptor. The transcript has 5 exons. Lineage: Eukaryota; Metazoa; Arthropoda; Insecta; Hymenoptera; Apidae.